AUGUCGCCGGCAUCAGAUCCGGUACUACUUCUGGAAGUUUCACUCCACAUACCCGCAGAUUUUUCACUGGCGACGAAAGUACUCUUUCCAGGUGCUUCGAAGCACUCGCUCCUCCUGGUUGGCCUGCGCGGUGCAUCCGAACAUACUGCUGAGCCUGUCAUCUAUCUUGUUUCACAAGAAGAUGAUGUGGAGAAGCAUCUCGAGGGGAUCGAUUUGCUCGGCUUAGGCAUGGUUAUCACUAAGGGAAGAUUGAUGGUAGGGGAAGAUACUCCUACGCUCGAGGUGGAGAGCGUGGAUGAUGAACUGGUCGCGCAAGUCGAUGCUGCGAUGCGUGACCGUAUCACUUGUGGCUCGUCGAUUGGUCCUGUUGAUAUGCCCGAAUUUGCAGGUAGCUUUGGUUGCUGGCUCGAGGAUCGCGAGAAGAAAGAGUACUACGGCCUCAUGACAAGUCGUGUUGCCUGUGGCUAUAAUCUUCCCGACCAGGUUCACCAGGUUGAUGGCUUUGCACCGGUUCAGCAGCCGGCUGCAGCGGAUCUCAUGUCCCCUUGCAACAUCAACAUCGAGAUCCGUCGUCUUGAAACUGUAUUUGCUGAACUGGUCAAAGAUGCUCCGGAUUACGACAACUUGCCUUCCCGUGCUCACGUCGUGGCAGAAACAGUUGGAUUACUAAAAUCUUAUGCGAAAAGGUUGUACAUGGGCAAGGCCACUUCUGCCAAGGCCGGCGUCCGUCAGUGCAAGAAGAAUUAUCAACGUUGCAUCGAGGACUGGGCUUUACUGAACUUCCUGAGGAAGCACGUCGCGCUCAUCCUCCUGUGA
This is a messenger RNA of Saitoella complicata NRRL Y-17804, 816 nucleotides long. RefSeq lists its product as uncharacterized. The record is from RefSeq and is a predicted model, not a curated record. Bases 1 to 816 code for a protein of 271 amino acids. Lineage: Eukaryota; Fungi; Ascomycota; Saitoellomycetes; Saitoellales; Saitoellaceae. The transcript is spliced from 3 exons.